AUGCCACGUAAGCUACGUAAGAAUAUACGUAAGAGGAAGGGAGCAUUGAAACAUCCAAUAGUAAAACUGACACCACAACAACAGUUGCAACAACAAAUGAUGAAUGACCCCACUAUGUUGCAACAAAUGUCAAGCAACCCUAUGCUUUUAAACCGAGUUAUUGGUGCACAGAGUGGAGGUUUAAGAGCUGCACUUUUAGCGAAAAUGGCAGGCUAUGGUGGAGCUGCAGACGGAACAGCUUAUAACCCUCAAAGUCAAAUGAAUUUGAGUUCACUCAAAAAUCAAAUAACAGAUGUCAAAAAGUCAAACAUAGACAUACAGAAACAAAUAAGUGAAAACGAAAAGAAACUAGAAUAUGACAGACAGACAAAGAAACUAAAUGAGUCAAACGUAGAGAAAAAGAAGAAAGAAGAACAACUGAAAGAACUAAGUAAAGAGGAAUAUGCGAAAAAAGUGUCAGAAAAAGCAGCAGAAGUAGCAAAAAUGGAACAAGAUGUUAUAAAUUUGAAAAACCAUACUACUCAAUAUAAAGUACUGAAAGAUGAAGAGAUAAAACAAAAAGCCAUGAAGACAUAUAUGGAUAGCGAUGAGUAUAAAAAAGAAGUUGAAGCAAAUGUAAAGGCAGAAAAACUUUAA
Messenger RNA from Trichomonas vaginalis G3, 636 nucleotides. RefSeq names its product protein of unknown function, DUF4106 family. The record is from RefSeq and is a predicted model, not a curated record. Bases 1 to 636 code for a protein of 211 amino acids. The transcript has a single exon. Lineage: Eukaryota; Parabasalia; Trichomonadida; Trichomonadidae.